AUGGCGGGUGGUCGGAAGCCAGCAAAGAAAAAAAAGAAAGCUACUGCAAAAAAGUAAGUGAUUUGCAAAUGUUGCAAACUUAUUUUUUGGAAAUUUUGUUUCUUGGGUAGUCUUAUUAGCCAUAUCUGACAUUAAAACUCAAACUUUUUAGAUAUUUGAUGACAAUUUUGUCUAGUACAAUAUAAGCUCGCUUGAUGACUAAAAUAAUCCCCACCUUUGACAAAAAUCUAGCAGCGAUCAAAUUUAGAGGUCGUAAGGGGUAGUGUGAAACUUUUCGAAUUGAAAGGUAUAUAGAUUACAGAGGUAUCUUGAUUUAAAAUUUCAAAAAAUCUAAUUCUUCUCGUAUUUUACAAGACCUCGAAAAGCCUCUAAACUACGUGUCGCACGUCGUCGAACUCGACCAGUCGGAGGAAGAGCUGGGAAGCCAAAGGUCCUGAAGGCUCGAGAUGCCGUUAUAAAAGCCAGAAAUGCGAAGAAAAAUGCGAGAAGGAAAGCUAUUGCAGUAAUGGGACUUCUUCAACUCGGGUUGAUGAAAAAAUUGAGCAAACAAGAGAAGACUGGGAAGAGAAAAGUUCUCGACAUUGGAAGGGUUUAUGUGAGUAUGAAAAUACAGCAUUUAUUUUUGGUUAAAAUACAGCACUUACUUUCACUUUUCAGGACAUGAAAAUGACCAGUGACGAAUUAAAUCAUCUAAUCCGAGAGGUAAACCGAAAACUGAGGAUGGAACACAAGGACGAAUUGUGCGAUAUUUGCAGCAAAAAUAAUGCCUGGAGGAUUUUUCUGAGGCAAUGUAGUCAUUUCAUCUGCCUGCCUUGCAUUUAUUCGUAUUUGAAGACCAAAAUUGAUGAAAAUAAGGUAAUUUUGGGAGAGAGUUUUUAAAGAAAUAAGAAAAAAUGCAUAAGUAAUAAUAAAGUAAAUAAAUAAUAAACAGUAAAAUUACAAUUGCAGGCGAGAAUAGCCUGUCCAGUCGCCACAUGUCAUCGGAGAAUCCACGAAAAUGAUGUGGACACCCUUCUGAAUCCACAAUUGACGCAAUUGGAUGAGUUUUUGGGUCCAGCAGAACGUAAACGUCUUCGUGAUCAGCAUCACUUAACCAGCGUUAGAUAUGCCCUCGGACCUGAGGAGUGCAUUGUAAUAUGUCCAGGUUGUGAGGUGAGAGAAUUUGAGGGAUUUUAUAAAGAGUUUUGAAGGUCUUUUCGGGUUGAAAGUUUGAAUUUUUUUUUGAAUUUUCAUUGUAAUUUUUGGGAUUUAAAAUUUUUUUUGUGUUUUGGUCAUAACAUGCUAUAUAUAUUAGCUCUACUUUUUGUCAACAAACUUCGAUUCAUAGUCAUCUUUUCCUAACUUUCUUUAUUUUAGAUACCAUACCCAUUGGAACCCGGAUGUCAUUAUGUAAAAUGCGCCAGCAAGAAGUGUAAAGCCUGGUUCUGUAGUGGUUGUGGUGCCAAGGUCGACAAUUUCGCGCAUUUUGCCCGAGGUAACAGCGGUUUUUUCAAUUUCAAUUUAUUUCCGCUAAUCAUCUAACAAAAGUAGAGAAACGGGCCACGAUUCGGGGCCAAGAUGGGGAUGUCACGUCGGUUCUCCAGUUCUGUCCCACCAUGUUCAACUUGUAGAAGUUCUUAAAGUCGUCUUCCCAGCGCGUUCUUGGUCUUCCCAGCGGCCUUUUGGUAUCGGGCUUCCAGUUCAGAAGCCGUGCUUCCCAUCUUUCCUGGUCUCCUUCCACAAUCUUCUUCGCAAAUUUCCACUUCCUCUUUCGAGCUUCUUGAAUCACGUCUUUCAGCUUGGUUCGGCCUCGAAUCGUCGCGUUCGGCACCCGAUCGAUAAGUCGGUGGCAGAGCAUAUGCCUUUCCAUUCGUCUGUGGCAUCUGAUCAGCUUUGUUUCGAACGAUUUUGUCAGUGCCCAAGUUUCAGAUCCGUACAAAAAGGCUGGUAGGACACAAACAUGCCAGAACUUGCGUUUCUUAGCCAUAGGCGUCAUCCGGCUUCGCAUUAGGCUGCGGACUUUUCGGUAGACAUUCCACGCUGAGCUUACUCGCCUAUUUACUUCUGCACCGUGGUCUCUUGGAAGGUGUAUACUUUGGCCUAAGUACACAAAUGACUGUACUAGCCCCAGUUCCACGCCGUUGACCAUUAAAGUCUGUCCAGUAGAGUUGGUGACAGCGGUUUUUUACGUCAACUUAUGGAUAAAAAGCGUUAAAAUGUAUGAAUAUUUAAAUUUAAUUUUUUCAGGGGGAAAGUGCGAUAUUGGCAGCACCGAUAUAUACCGAAUCGCGUAUCUUCUCAGAAUGCUCUUGACCAUGUCCAUUUUUGGCUUGAUUUUGCUUUUGCCGGCCUUUAUUUACGCGAUGCACUUUAUUUUUCCCUUCGUGGUUGGGUUUGGAAUUGCAUCGGCGAUUGUUAGCUCGGCCAGAAAAUGUUUUGACAACGUUUUCUUGAAGAUCGUUUUGGUAAGGAGAGUUUUGGAGGCGAAUUUUGUUCUUGCUUUUGUCAUCUCAUCAUUUUGCGAAAUUCGUGCUUUUUUUUGCCUCAUUUCAGAUACCUUACCCACAUAAAUUACCCAUAAAUAUCUUCUAGGUCAUCAUAGCCAUUCUUCCAGCAUCUAUCAUCGGACUUAUUUGCACUAUUCUCACGGUUCCCGUUGGAUUUCUCUUUUCGGUCCUUUAUCUCCAAUUGAUGGCGUUAAGAUGGAUCCCAGCGAGUAUAAUGGCAAGUUAACUACUCCCUAAGGUUUAUGAUGCAUUUUUAAUCGUCAUUACACACGUUUUGUAGAAUCGAAUUGCGCUUUGGACAAUCCGAAAAAUCUUGAAAUUGAUGGGAUUCGCUGCCGUUGAUUUGGCCUCAAAUGAAGGCGAAAGGGCCAAAUUGAUGGUGGAUGUUGAUGAAUGGCAAGUUGCACAGGAGGCCAGCGAGAAAGUUGAAGCCGGUAAGCAAACAUCUUGGGUAUUCUUGCGGCUAAAAAUUGGGCUAUCGGUCUGUCGGGAAAAAAACGGCGGAUCGUCGCGCCUCGGAGUCGCUCAUCAUCGCUUUGCGACUGCAAGCUGCGACUUGGGAUUUGGUGCGCGAUAGCGGCGAGGCGAGACAUUUUGCUGCGACGAUCCGCCGUUAUUUUUCCGACAGACUGAUAACAGCGAAAAAACGUGAAUUUUGAAUGGAAAAUUUAAUUUUUUAGGGUAAAAUAUGAUACUUUAAGAAGUUUUUGUCUUUAUUCUUGACGAAGGUAUAUAUUUUGAAGCAUUCUUAAUGAAGUGCCGCAUCAUUCCCGACCAAAAUCAUUAAGUUUUGACAUUUUAUGGAUAAAAGCGUUAAAAUUUAUGAAUUUGUUGAAUUAUGGGCACAGAUGUGAGAUAACGGCCGGAAAAAAUAGAUCUAAACGGAUGGCACAGCUCAUAUUCAGUAUUAAUAUUUAUAAAAACUUGUUUUCAGAUGACUUGAACCAGCUCGAAGCGAAAUUGGAAAGAAUUUUGCAAGAAGAUCGAGCCCGGCACAAAGCUUUGGCCGAAGGUGAAGAUGCCUAG
Molecule: messenger RNA, 3512 nt
Organism: Bursaphelenchus xylophilus (pine wood nematode)
Lineage: Eukaryota; Metazoa; Nematoda; Chromadorea; Rhabditida; Aphelenchoididae
Source: the annotation of a GenBank genome assembly